CCCAUGUUUUCCGAAGGAAUUCAAGCGGAGGUGCUUUAUUAAGAGAACUAGGCAGGACAAACAUUAACAUGGCAAGCUCGGCUGUUCAGCUACUUGGCUUCUCCCUAAGCCUGCUCGGCCUAAUUGGGACAUUAAUUGCUACUAUUCUGCCACACUGGUGGCGAACGGCACAUGUAGGCACCAAUAUUAUAACAGCUGUGGCCUAUAUGAAAGGGCUUUGGAUGGAGUGCGUCUGGCACAGCACCGGCAUCUACCAGUGCCAAGUCCACCGCUCCCAGCUGGCACUGCCCCGUGACCUCCAAGCUGCCCGUGCCAUGAUGGUAAUUUCCUGCGUCCUUUCCGCGCUGGCAUGCGUGAUCGCUGUCAUCGGUAUGAAGUGCACGCGGUGUGCCAAGGGGACUUCUGCCAAAGCCUCCAUCGCGGUCUCCGGGGGGAUCGUUUUCAUCCUGGCUGGUCUCGCUUGCCUGGUACCUGUUUCUUGGACCACUAACGAUGUAGUUACAGAUUUCUACAACCCCAUGCUUCCCAGCGGGAUGAAGUACGAGAUAGGUCAAGCUCUUUACCUUGGCUUCGUCUCCGCAUCUCUGACGAUCCUCGGCGGCGCUCUGCUGUGCACAUCAAGCCAGUGUCGCGGGAACGAGACACCUUACCAGACGCAGCCCAGCAGCGUAAGAAGGACUGCUCCCUCCUAUAGACCACCAACUGUCUACAAGGGAAACCAUGCUUCUUCCCUGACAUCUGCUUCCCAUAGCGGCUACAGAUUAAAUGACUAUGUGUGAGUUCCCUAAGAUUUGCCUGCGGGACACAGCUGCUUUAUAAUUUCUGUGCAUGGCAUAAAACAAAGCUAAGAUGACUUUUAAUUUAUAAGGGUUACGAUACAAAGUUUACCAUUGUUCCUUUCUUCCUUUCCUUUCUUUCCGGAGAAAGAAAGAAUGCGAACACAAAACUGCUUGCUGCAAAACAUGGAAAAUAAAUACAAAGGAGGCUGUGGUAUUCCAGAGACGGCACAUAUCUGCCUACCUUCAGUUAGAGCUUUGCAGGCAGGCAGUCCAAGGGCAGUUUUCCUAAAAGUAAUGGUUUGGUUUGCAGUUUCUGCCCCGCGACGAGCACUAAAGCAGAACUGGCCGCAACUUGUUAUUUGAACAGCGUUCCAAGAAAAGACGAUGUUUUGCCCAAAACUGAGAACUUCAUGGUGAGAGACAGUGAUUUUCAGCAGUGCUUGCCCGAUAAGUUUCUCUUUUCCAUAACGCUUGAAUGUUUUGUUAUGACAAAGCUGCCAUUUGAAACAAAAAGUCAUAUCCAUUCUAGCAGCAUUAGAAGUCUGGCUGCCACUACCCCAGGCUGACGUACGUGAUGAUAACCUGAGCUCGUCCUCUGCUCCCCUGCUGCCACACAGACGGGUGCCAGGACCUCACUCUCCGCUUGCGUGGAGCACGCCCUGGCAGUCGUGCACACCUCGUGCAAUGAGGCAUCGCUCUGAGACCUUAGCCAAGGAGUGAGUCCCCACCGCUCCUGCUUUGCUGAGUAAUCCCUUGGUCAUCAGUGGCAUCGAUAAGUGACAGAGUGUCAAGGAAAUGGGCUGAGUUUCCCGGACCACCGCGGUGCUGUUUGUGGGAAUGUGCUCUUUGGGCAGCGAUAACUCAGCAGCAGGGGAACAGGGCAGGGCAAUGGACUAGGGCUGCCACAUGCCUGAUUCUGCCUGUGUGCAUCCCCUGGGUUUUUUCAGAGUCCUGUGGAGGCAGAUUUUUUUUUUUUUUUAGUUUUUAGUUUUUUAGAUAAGUACGGCCUGCUUUUUGUCUCCAGCUCACUAGAGCUGAAAUGCUAUCCUGCCCUCCCGGUUGGAGGCACUGCAGGGGACUCCGAUGAGCAGCACCGACAGAUGAGGGGAGGCGAGAAGGGGAUCCAAGGUGGACAGAAAUUCCUUUUAGCAGUGCAGGCAUCGUUCAUGUGUGUAAUUGUGGUUACACUGCGUUUUAAUCAACUGUAGUGCGAUGUUCCUGGAGGAGCAAGGGUGGGAGACUUGGCAGGGAGGCAUAGAUGGAGGACGAGAUUUGGCAGCAAGAGGAUAUUGUGGUUAGCUCUGCAACAUCAGGGAGAGAGUGGGGACUGCUGCAGGAUCAGGUAGAGGUGGAGGCAUUUGGGGUAGGGAUGGAGGCUGGGCUCAUAAAAGCUGGCAGCUUCUGAGGCUGCAAGGAGCUCUUUCAAUGAUGCAUCUAAUCAGGACCAUCAUGUGGGGAUGGGACAAGAUCAAGAAUGCUGCUUCCUGCCUCGACAUCCUCCCUCGGGGCUGGUGGACUAUCCGUUCUCCAGUCACCUUGCAUUUUGCCAUAUAAAAUAUGGCAGGCCUUGAUAUUAUCUCACAGAAUAUGCCAAAUGUGUAACUGACUCAGAGCAUCACAAACAACCAAAUACAAAUCAAAAGAAAUGAAGAGGAGAAAACAUUUUAGUUACCUCUAAUACUGCUGCUAGAAAGUGGCUAAUAAACCAAAGGAAACAAAUCUGCCAUUCUUUUAUUUCUGAGCCUAUGGGAUUAAAAUAAUGAGCUCCCUUGCAAAACAAUAUCCCACCAACUUCAUCUGCAGGGAAGGAACCUGACCAACAGGAUGUGAGAGGAGUGGGCUAAUGACAUGAAGGCUAGGUUGGAGGUGGGCUCAGAGGUAGACCAAGGCCUUCCUCAGGUGCAAGGCAGGUGGGUAGAAAAAGUGAUCUACCUUUUGGCUUGAAGUACAGGAAUACAUUGAUUUUAGGCCCCAAAGAAACUAUUAUGUUCAAGUCUGCCGUUCUGCAUAGAAGUCAAACUACUGUGGUGCUGGAGGAAUACGUAAUCCAUCAACCAUGGCUUAUGCUGAUCUUCCAUCACCAUCCAUGAAUUGAUGUAGCAAUUCACUGCUACUGAAGUGGUGAGAUCCCAAUUCCUAUCCCCCCC
Messenger RNA from Grus americana (Whooping crane), 2926 nucleotides. RefSeq names its product claudin 14 (gene CLDN14). Gene Ontology annotation, biological process: cell adhesion; bicellular tight junction assembly. The record is from RefSeq and is a predicted model, not a curated record. Lineage: Eukaryota; Metazoa; Chordata; Aves; Gruiformes; Gruidae. The coding region runs from base 69 to 779 and encodes 236 amino acids. Gene Ontology annotation, cellular component: bicellular tight junction; plasma membrane. The transcript is spliced from 2 exons. Gene Ontology annotation, molecular function: structural molecule activity.